AUGCCCAUGGUUGCAAGCGAAUUUUUGGCGCACGCGAAGCGCUGAGUUCUUGGAAAUUUGUUGCUAGUUGUGUUUGGUUAAUAAUAGCGCAAUUGAGCUGGACCGCAGAAUGAAACUGAGCACGGGUUCGCACUCCGAGAUUGAGGGCGAGGGUGCCCAGAGCAAUGUGUGCGAUUCGGCGUCCAAACACCCUGCAACCGUGGAAGUGGAGUCGGCGGCCACAGAUGGCUUCGAUGGCGAAGCUCCAAAGGACGCCGAGACUAGGACUCCAGUGCAUCGACUGGUGAAAGCAAAUCCUGGCCAGAAGGUCGAGGGAACGCCGGCGGGGGAGGAGUCCGAAGCAGAUGCGGAGAACCAACGACAGACGCCAACCCAGAAGCAGCGUUUGCCCGUGGUGAACAGUAGGAAACGCGAUCUAAUCAAUCUACAGUCGACCCUGAGCCCCAAAUACAUUGGCUAUGCCAACGCCAACUCGCCCACGCCACUUUCCGAUUCCGAUGAUACGAUACGCACCACAAGGCGACGCGUUAACCAAGCGGUGGCCCUGAAUAGCAGCAGCAACAGUACCUGUGAGACCCUGUCCCGUGACAAUGCAUCACCGAAGACCACCGGGGGAGGAGGAGGAGGCGGAGGUGGCGCCCAGCUGCACAACAGCAGCAACAGCAAGACCUACAUGAGCCCCAUUGAGAAGCUGCUGAUCAAGAACGGUGCUAGUUCGCCCAACAGCACGGGCUUCGAGGCGGAUGCUGAGGACCUGGUCAUCCGACCAGCGGUUCGCAAGCAGCUGAAGCGCAAAAUGAAGCGCACGUUCAAGUCAAAGGUGUCCGUAGCCCCAGAGGCAGAGCCUGUGCAGGAGGAGAGGAUCAUAAAAGUGGAGCCAAGUGACGAGAAAGCUCCCCCGGCAGAAGAAUCCUCAAAACCCGACACUGAAACUUCUACGAUCUCCAUUAAAUCCGAGACUGAGGCUGAACAUGAAGAGGCCAUUGAGGUUGCUAUAAAGCAGGAGGAGGACACAGAAGUGAAGCCAGCAAAAGGCAGUCCCCGAGAUCACAGUGAAGAACCCAAAGACUUGGACAAAAGUCCUGAGCAACUGACAUUCGCCCUGCCAUUGUCCGCCGCCACAGAAGUAGAUCUGAAAUCACCGCCCGACUUAGGUUCCACUGCCCUCGGUGGCUCCGUCAAAUCCCCCUCCUCCGUGAGCAUUGACAGUGCCAAAGGCAUGUCCAUUGUCACUGAUCCCGGUUGGCCAACCUACCAAGUGGGAGAUCUGUUCUGGGGCAAGGUCUUCUCGUACUGCUUCUGGCCCUGCAUGGUGUGUCCCGAUCCGUUUGGCCAGAUUGUGGGCAACAUGCCGAGUCAUCCGCAGCGCUCAUCCCUGGACAAUGCCGCAGUGCCCAUCCAGGUGCAUGUGCGCUUCUUUGCGGACAAUGGGCGUCGCAACUGGAUCAAGCCGGAGAAUCUGCUCACCUUCGCCGGGCUCAAGGCCUUCGAGGAGCAGCGCGAGGAGGUGCGUAUUAAGCACGGACCGAAGAGCGCCAAGCACCGUCAGAUGAUUCCCAAGCGGAACAAGGUCGUCAUUUGGCGGCAGGCCAUCGAUGAGGCUCAGAUUAUGACCGACAUUCCGUACUCCGAUCGCCUCGAAAAAUUCUACCAGAUGUACGAGAGUGUCAUCACUCUUAAUAAACAGAAGCGCAAACGAACCAAAUCUAUGAUGCAGGAUACUUCAGAUGUGGGCAGCAGCCUGUACGACUCCACGGACAAUCUGCACAACAAGGAUAAAGUCACCCAAUUGGUGGCCGUGAAGCGGGAGCGUUCGGAGUCGCCAUUCAGUCCGGCCUUCUCGCCCGUGAAGAGCAAAAACGAGAAGCGGGCCAAGCGGCGUAAGUUGAGCGGUGGCACCGAGGCGGAUACUGGCAGCACCAUGAUGACAGUGACACCUUCUCAGACCGAGACCAGCUUGGAGAAACACCUUUCGCCGGAUGGCUCCGCCUCUCUUUACGAUAAUCCCGAAUUCGGGCAUCUGUUCGCCGCCAUCAAGGACUACGUGUUGGUGGACCAGUCCGAGGAAAAGGUGGAAAAGGUUCUGCUAGCCGUGGUGAAAAAUAUCUGGUGCCUAAAGCUGAUUCAGUUGCGCGACCUUGAACGGGAUUUGGCUAACGGCGAGCCGGUGGAUCAGCCGUUGGGUUCAUCGGUGGUGGAGCGUGGCCGCGGUGUGGGAACCAUCAAACGGCUGUCGAAUCGCUUGAAAACGCUGAUGAUUCGCCGCAGCAUGACUCCGGUUGUGGCACCAAGUCCAACGCCGGCGCCUUCGGAGCCAGAACGUCGUCUCUCCGAGGCGCCCAAGCCCAAGAAGCCCUUCAACCGGCCCAUCGAAGAGGUGGUCGAGGACAUCUUGCAGCUGGACAGCAAGUACCUCUUCCGCGGUCUCAGCCGCGAGCCGGUGUGCAAAUACUGCUAUCAGGCAGGCUCCGAUCUGCAGCGCUGUUCGCGCAACUGCAGCAGCUGGCUGCAUGCCGACUGCCUGGAACGCAAGGAGACGGGAGCUCCCAUGCCCAAGAUCGGCAGUCGAAGGGCCAUUGCCAUUUCGCCCACAUCCAAGUCGCCGAGUCCCGAUGAGGAGCAUGUAACGGCUGAUGCCAAGGCGAUUGCCGGUGGCACUCAAUUAGUGUGUCAUGAGUGCAACAUUGGCGAACCGGAAGGCUGUGUCAUUUGCCACCAGGUUGAGUCGCCAUCCAAUGCUCUACCAGGCUCCCCCAUUAAGGAGGAGGAGGAGAAUCCAUCGCACACCAUAACCGAAGAUAAACUCCUGACCUGCAGUCAGCCACUGUGUGGCAAGCAGUUCCACACAGGCUGUUGCAAGUACUGGCCGCAAGCGAAUAGCAGCAAGAGCUCGGCCCGUUGUCCACGACACGUGUGCCACACGUGCGUCUCCGACGAUCCCAGUGGCAAGUUCCAGCAGCUGGGCAGCUCCAAGCUGGCCAAGUGCGUCCGCUGUCCGGCUACCUAUCACCAGGACUCCCAUUGCAUUCCAGCCGGCACCCAGAUGCUGAACGCCACGCACAUCAUUUGCCCGCGCCACAACAUUGCCAAGGCGGAUGCGCACGUGAAUGUGCUGUGGUGCUACAUUUGUGUGAAGGGCGGCGAACUGGUCUGCUGCGAAACGUGCCCCAUUGCUGUGCACGCCCACUGCCGGAAGAUACCGAUCAAGACGAACGAGAGCUACAUCUGCGAGGAAUGCGAGAGCGGACGAUUGCCGCUCUACGGUGAGAUCGUGUGGGCCAAGUUCAACAACUUCCGGUGGUGGCCGGCCAUCAUACUGCCGCCCACCGAGAUACCCAGCAAUAUACUGAAGAAAGCCCACGGCGAGAACGACUUUGUGGUGCGAUUCUUUGGCACCCACGAUCAUGGCUGGAUUUCGAGGCGCCGCGUUUACCUCUACAUCGAGGGCGACACUAGCGAUGGCCACAAAACCAAGUCGCAGCUGUUUAGGAACUACACCACCGGCGUGGAGGAGGCGACGCGCUUCCUGAAGAUCAUAAUGGCAAGGCGUCAGGAGCAGGCCAUCCGACGCCAAACCGGCGCCAAGCUUCAUCCGCCGCCAUAUGUCAGAAUCAAGGCCAACAAGGCGGUGCCGCCCGUACGCUUCACCCAGAAUCCGGAGGAUGUGAGCACCUGUGACUGCCAGCCCACGAAUGAGCACCCGUGCGGUCCAGAUUCGGGCUGCCUCAAUCGCAUUCUCUUCAACGAGUGCCAUCCCGAGUAUUGUCGUGCCGGCGAUCGUUGCGAGAAUCAGAUGUUUGAGCUGCGCAAAUCGCCACGUCUGGAGGUGGUUUACAUGAACGAGCGGGGAUUUGGCCUCGUCAACCGUGAGCCCAUUGCCGAGGGUGAUUUUGUCAUCGAGUAUGUGGGCGAGGUGAUCAACCAUGCCGAGUUCCAGCAGCGCAUGGCGCAGAAGCAGCGGGACAGGGACGAGAACUACUACUUCUUGGGCGUGGAGAAGGACUUUAUCAUCGAUGCGGGACCGAAGGGUAACCUGGCCCGGUUUAUGAACCAUUCGUGUGAGCCGAACUGCGCCACCCAGAAGUGGACUGUCAACUGCAUCCAUCGAGUGGGUCUAUUUGCCAUCAAGGACAUUCCAGUGAACACUGAGCUUACUUUCAACUAUUUGUGGGAUGAUCUAAUGAACGACAGCAAGAAGGUUUGCUUCUGCGGAGCAACUCGGUGUUCCGGCCAGAUUGGCGGCAAGCUCAAGGAUGGCACAGUUAAGGAGACAAACGCACAGACAAGCAAGGGAAAGAGCAGUGCCAAACUGAAGCAAAUGCGUCGUGUAAAGAGUUCCGCCGUUCGCAUCCACGUUGCGGCUGGCAAGAAAGUUAAAAAGGCUACCAAGGUUAAGCACAUUAGUGCCGACGAUGAGCCAAUAGAAUAGUCUGCUUAAAAAAAAGAGCGAUAUUGGCUCAAUCAAUCUAUUUUUUUAAACAUUACAUUGUUGUAUUAUGUAGAAUUAUUUUUAGCUUGCACAUGUAUUUAUUUAUGAAAAGCACCACUAUUAUGUUUAGUAGACAAUUGGUCCACCGUAUGCUGCCCCAGAUCGAUGUUAUGAAAAUAAAGUGAAAAGAGUAA
Messenger RNA from Drosophila elegans, 4623 nucleotides. RefSeq names its product probable histone-lysine N-methyltransferase Mes-4 (gene NSD). Gene Ontology annotation, molecular function: protein binding; histone H3K36 methyltransferase activity. Bases 110 to 4429 code for a protein of 1439 amino acids. The transcript has 5 exons. Lineage: Eukaryota; Metazoa; Arthropoda; Insecta; Diptera; Drosophilidae. Gene Ontology annotation, cellular component: nucleus; chromatin. Gene Ontology annotation, biological process: regulation of DNA-templated transcription. The record is from RefSeq and is a predicted model, not a curated record.